This is a messenger RNA of Stegodyphus dumicola, 1280 nucleotides long. Its product is annotated as nuclear factor NF-kappa-B p105 subunit-like. Gene Ontology annotation, molecular function: protein binding. Lineage: Eukaryota; Metazoa; Arthropoda; Arachnida; Araneae; Eresidae. The record is from RefSeq and is a predicted model, not a curated record.
GCUAUGAAGAAUCUUGUUGACGCAGCGAUCCAUGCUUUGAAGAAUAGAGACACUACAGUUAUCAAACAGUAUUUAAGAAGAGGGUCCCAUGCGAAUUAUAUCUUCAUUUCAGCGACAACUGGUAAUGUUCGACAAUCCGCUCGGAGUCUGUUCUUACGAUUUAAAUGUCCUGUACCAGAAAACUUCACAUAUCCCGAUUACUGGAGUUUCAAUUAUGACGACGCCUUGGGGAACAUUCUCCUCCAACUGGCCGUAAUUAUUUUUGAUUACGAUUUAACUAAGUUGCUUCUAGAAAAAGGAGCAAAUGUAACCAGCAUUGACAUACAAGGACGUACAGCUCUGCAUAUUGCUUGCCAAGAAAAUUCUAUAGAAACUAUAAAGUUAUUAACGGAGUGCUCACCAGCAUAUAUUCUUAACCUGCCUAACAAUCUUGGACAGACUCCCUUAGACGAAGCUUGUAGAUAUUGUUCUCCAGAUGUUAUUCAGUUUCUCUUGCAAAAAGGCAGUAGUGUGGUUGUUCACGAAGACCUGCGAUAUGAUCCUUUCCUAAAUGCUGCAUUUAACGUUGCAGAAUACGCAACGCCAAUUGCAUCUCUUCUUUUAGAUGCCGGUGCAAACAUCAACCAUACCCACAUUUUUGGGAAAACUGCACUGAUAGCUGCUAUAGAAAUGUCUGCCUCCGAAGAAAAUUCAAAUAUAGGACAAAAUUGUUCAUACAGAGAUUUAUGUGUGCUGUUGAUAGAACGUGGAUGUGAUGUUAAUGCUGCUGUUUCCGAUGGUCGAACAGCUCUCCACAUUACCAUUGAAACAAAUCAAGAAAAAUUGGUUCGCAAAUUACUUAUUUGUGGAAGUGACAUCGACAGACAUGAUGUAGUGGGUUUUACUCCAAUGUUCUAUGCGUGUUUAUAUGGUAGAAUGAGAUUGGUUAAUCUACUUAUUAUUUGCGGCGCUAGUUUAAGGGCCCAAAAUUGGGAAACAGUCAUCGAGCUGUUGAGAAGUUCCAGUUACUCAAUGAGCAAAAUCUUGAGUUGUUUAAUUACGUUAUUUAUGCAUCAAAGAUGUGCCUUACGUUGGAACACUUGUGCAACAUAACAAUUAGAAAACACGUAAGAAAUGUGGAGAAAGAUACUAUUAAACUGAGAUUACCCUCGUUACUGCUUAAAGAACUACAGCUUAAAGACUGAUGGAAAAAUGCAUUGAUUUUUUGGCUUAUGCAUAAAGUCUUAGAAAAGAGGACUCGUUACCUCAAUUCUAAUUAUGUGUAAAUUUUUUGUAUAAGA